UAAUCAUUCAUAAAAAAAUGCACGAAGAUGCAUUAAAAGGUAAUGAUUUUAGCUAAGAAUAUGGUUUGGAAAACAUUACUUUUCAAGUGUCGUUAACUGCAAAGUAAUUCCCCAUUGGCUACUUGUAACUUCUGAUUGUUCUGAGCAAUUUAAAAUGAAUGAGACUUGUUGACUUGUUGGUCGUGUGAUAAUAGCGAAAAAGUCGAGAAGCCAGCAGUGAAAUUCACCUAAGCUCUUAACAAUUCCAAACGCAAGGCACGUGCUUGACUUUUUGCGUGUCUGUCUCCUCCAUUGUUUAAAGAAAUCUAGUUUGUUUGUACGAGGAAGCAACAAAGGAAGUCCCGAGCUGGACGAGUUUAGAGAUGGCAACCUGUUGGGCCUUGACUCUCCGAGAACCCACAAAAGUCUGAGAAGCCCAAUGAGAAUAGCAAGCCCACCGGACACGCUGAAAGUCAAAGCAAGUCAAGAUCCCUAAAAGCGUCAUCGCCUCCAUUCUCGAUCAGAAAAAGCAAUUAACUCCAUGAAAGAAGGUGAACUGGGAAUCGCGCUGCAGCUCUUCUCUUCAAACGGUCGAGUUCAUUGAUGAUGGAAGAGACAAGGAUGGGAGACUCUCCGCCUAUAUAAAGACUGCUCCUGUCAAAGAGAAAGGUGACAGUUUCCUAGACUUGGUUAGAACAGGGUUGUUCUCUGGUAGUUUUAGGUUUGGGUUCGAGUCUCGUGUCUGGGUAGCUGAGUUGGGGCAGUGGCCAGGAACUCAAGCUAUCUGGGCAUGGCGUCUGUUUAAUACUUCUCCUACUUGUUUUUGUUUAGCUUGAUUAGUGUUCUAGUCAUUUAAACUCAGAUCAUCAGUAUCUGAGUUUGGUUUCUUGAUUCUCUUGAUAGUUGUUAUCAAAAUAAAAAUUAUCUCAUAUAUUCAAUUCAGUCUGGUGUGGUUGUGAAUCUGGUCUCAUAGCGGGUUAACACAACCGAUUGGGAAGAUAAUGUAUAUUCGUUAUUCUAUUUAAAGUAGUUUAGGUGUUAUUCAUAAGUAUACUCGUAUCUACAUAAGAAUUGGAUAGAAAAUUAAAAUUAUGUCUAUAUUCGUUUGGAUUUUGGGUAUCAAGAUUAUUUAUGGGUAAUAAUAUCAUGAGAAAACGAAAGAUUUUUACCACCAAUUUUGAACUCUGCAACGGUCUAGAACAGAGAAGCAGGAGAGAAGAAGAAGAGCCUAAACGACACUGGUUUGCCUCUAACGGACAUGAAGAAGAGAUCAUGGAGUGACAUCGUUUCUGGCAAAGUGCCAAGUAGUACUUGAACUCUUUAUUUGUGUCUUUUACCCUUUUCGGGAUGUACUUCCUUUUUCUCUAAGUUUUGUCUUCUUUCUUGAAUUGUAAGCAACAUCAGAUCCUUGUACUGUUCUAUCCAGCUAUAUAAGUUGAGCUUUCUAAUGAGAAUACCUAGAUGAUUUAGCGUUUCUCUAUUCAAAACUGUUGUUAUGGUAUCAGAGCCUCUCUAAACCCUAGCCGCCGUAGACAUGGCUGAAAAUGCACAGCCAAAUGAUCCUGUUAACAAUGCUGCUGGUGCAAAUGCACAGCUACCUGCUGAUCCUAUGGCAGAUCCAUAUUACCUCCAUGGUUCUGAGCAACCAGGACUGCUCUUGGCGGGUGAGAAACUUACACCCACCAACUACAAUGGCUGGAGCCAAGCCAUGAUGAAUGCUUUGGGAGCCAAGAAUAAACUUGGUUUCAUCAAUGGUUCCAUUCCACACCCAGGAGCAGAACAUCAAAAUGCCUGGGCUUGGAACAGGAACAAUGUGAUGGUUCUAUCAUGGAUCCAGGAGGCCGUUGAAGCUAGCAUAUGAAAGACCAUAAUGUCUUGCAAAACCUCCCUUGAAGCAUGGCGUAGUAUGAGGUCCCACUAUGGUCAAAGAGAUGUGGUAAGAAUUGUCGAACUCACUGAAUCUCUAAGCAAUCUCAAAUAAGGUAGCCAGUCAAUUACUGAAUACUAUGGCAACCUAAUUGCAAUUCGAGACGAGCUAGAUAAUUAUCAGCCGCUUGAACACUGCACCUGCUCACCAACUAGUAGAGAAACUUGUGCUGUUGUGAGAUUGGUAUUUGCCUACAAAGACACCAAUUAUGUCAUUCAGUAGCUUAGGGGUUUGAAUGAAAAUUUCUCAAGUGU
This is a messenger RNA of Linum trigynum, 2160 nucleotides long. Lineage: Eukaryota; Viridiplantae; Streptophyta; Magnoliopsida; Malpighiales; Linaceae. The record is from the annotation of a GenBank genome assembly.